AUGAGUCUCGAAAAGUUCCUCUUGUCGCUCCUCAUCCUCUUCUCCGGCAUGGCCCUCGCAGAACCCGACAUCACGCUUGGCGACAAUACGUCGGCUCACCCUCUCCUCAAAUACACUCCCGGCCCUCUGCCCUCCAUCCUUCGCACCAUGGUCAAGGACCCCCAUGGCCUUCUGCGCAUCGGCACUGAUGGCGUGCUCCGCAGCUUCGCCGCCAACGCCUCCGUCCUCGACUACCGCCACCUCUCGUCGGCGCAGACUCACGGCCUUGCCCCCGACGGACGCGGUGUCCUCUCCGAGGCGGCUAUCCUGCACUCCCCCCGUGGCGCCGUCGAGGGGCGGGCCUCAGCGGCUGGCGCGGGCCGGCCGGUCGGCGUGGGUGUCCCUGCGGCCAGGAGCACCGAUCCCGCCGCAGCUGAAGUCGUCCACCCCGAGAUUCUGGGCGAGUGUGCUCCCCCGGUUGCGUGCUGGAACAGCACGACCUGCGGCGGUGGGUGCGGAGCGUGCACUUAUUUCGGCUUCUUCCCGUACGGACUGUGUCUGUCCGGAUGA
Molecule: messenger RNA, 549 nt
Organism: Fusarium keratoplasticum
Lineage: Eukaryota; Fungi; Ascomycota; Sordariomycetes; Hypocreales; Nectriaceae
Exons: 2
Coding region: 1-549 (182 amino acids)
Source: RefSeq, a predicted model, not a curated record